UCUCUCUCUCUGUCUUUCUGUUGAAUGUGGUGAAGUCAUAUAUUUCAGACCAGGGUGUUUGCUGUAAUUACGUUUGCAGUCCUGUGAGGUACACUCAGCACUGUGUUGUAAGGAAGAAGAAGAGCGGAAAACACAGCAACACAAGACCUAACCCACUUGUAUUCACCUGAAAGCUACUAUACAAAGAUCAGCAUGUCAAACGUUGGUCCUUCCUUUGGCCUGUCCCGGGAGGUACAGAGUAAGAUUGAUAAGAAAUACGAUCCAGAACUGGAGGAAAGGUUGGUGGAGUGGAUCGUCGCUCAGUGUGGCUCUGAAGUGGGCCGACCCGAGCCAGCCAAGGCCGGAUUCCAAAACUGGCUGAAGAAUGGAUGUGUGCUGUCUGAGCUCAUCAACAGCCUGUAUGCAUCUAACAAGCCGAUAAAGACCUUCAAGGCCUCCAGCAUGGUGUUCAAGCAGAUGGAACAAAUAUCCAUGUUCCUCAAAGCUGCAGAAAACUAUGGAGUCACCAAAACUGACAUAUUCCAGACCGUAGACCUCUUUGAAGGCAAGGACAUGGCUGCCGUCCAGAGGACCCUGAUGGCUCUGGGUAAUUUGGCCGUCACAAAGGACGACGGAUGUUACAAAGGAAACCCCAACUGGUUCCACAGGAAAGCCCAAGAGAACAGAAGAGAUUUCUCAGAGGAACAGCUGACCGAGGGCAAAAAUGUCAUCGGCCUGCAAAUGGGCACAAAUAAAGGAGCAUCCCAAGCUGGAAUGAGCUACGGGAGACCCAGGCAGAUCAUCAACAACCCCUGAAUCUGCGCAGUGCUUAAACACUCCUUCUUCUACCCUCUGAAAGGCCAGCAAGGACCACGAGGAGAAAUGUAACCUGACUGUUUGACAGGCUAAACUGGACCAAAACAGGGACCAAUGAGAACAUGUGCACAUACUUCAUUUUGAGUAGGCCUACACACAUAGAUACAGUGUAAGUGAAGUUAACUGAGCAUUUGACAUAGUAAAUUGUAAAUGAUAGUUUUUUUUUAAAGGAUAAGUCCAGUUGUUUUGAAAGUUUUAACCCACCUCCUAAAAAUCAAAUCAGCUUAACUGCAAACCAAGAUGUUAUGUUUCUUACCUUCCAAACAUCCAGAGGCUUCAGUUUAUUUCAGUUCCUAAUAAAAUCAGCUUGCAUUUCA
Molecule: messenger RNA, 1172 nt
Organism: Anoplopoma fimbria (sablefish)
Lineage: Eukaryota; Metazoa; Chordata; Actinopteri; Perciformes; Anoplopomatidae
Product: transgelin-like
Exons: 5
Coding region: 193-795 (200 amino acids)
Molecular function (GO): protein binding
Source: RefSeq, a predicted model, not a curated record